GAAAAAAGAAAAAAGAAGAAGGAAACAAUAACAAAGAGACGACAGACUACGGAGAAAGAGCCGUAGCUCUGCAUCUGCAAUCGAAACAUCGCAGAAGCCCUCAUCAGCUCAACAAAUUCCAAAACUUGCAUUCCACCUUUGAUAAGCGAAUUUUUCCUAAUUCCGUGUCAUAAACCCUAAACUUUUCUUCUAGGUAUCUUCAAUCAAAUCACUGGGUUUCAAUCGGUAAGACUCUCGUCUUCCCUAAAAAUUCAUUUCCAUCUUUUUCUUACUUUCAAUCAACUUUGAUAUCCAAUUAUAUACUUGGAUGUGCUGUCCUCCAGGGUUUAUUUUCUUUACUUUUUCUUUUUCAUGAAUUGAACCCUAGUCGGAAUUUGAAUUUUUUAUCUGGGUUUCGAUUUUUCCUUUCGUGUAAAGCUUGAGUUGUAAAUAUCGAAAAUGAGGCAAUUGAUCGGAAAUUACAGUAGAAAGAGGCCGAGGAAUCGAGGCAUUUUUAAUGGGUUUUGUGUCCUUGUCCUAAUUUUCUUCUUCUACAACCGGGAAGAUAUUAUUAGAAACCCUUUUCUCAGAAAUUCUUCGUCCUUUUUGGGCUACAAUGUUCAGUGGACCUCAACGAGUGGAUACCAUAUAUACACAGGGAAAAUUCAUCGGCGAAUGGUGGAACUGAGUAUCAAUUCUUCCAUCUCCGUUAAUGGUUCUGAUCCUAAUAGUUUGUCUGAUAAACACCCUGAAUUUUGUUCUGGUCUGAUUGAGCACGUGGGCUAUAAAAGUAGCUGUGAGUUCUUGAAAGCACACCCCGAAUGCUCGUCUGGUGGGUUCUUUGAUUACAUCAAGUUCUAUUACUGUAGUUGCAGUGGAAGUUCGUGGGCUUUUCUAGUUUUUGGUGUUUGGCUUGUUGCAUUGUUCUAUCUUUUGGGUAAUACAGCAGCUGAUUACUUUUGUUGCUCUUUGGAGAAGCUUGCGGGCUUACUGAAGCUGUCCCCUUCAGUUGCUGGAGUUGCUCUACUUCCGCUUGGAAAUGGUGCUCCUGAUGUCUUUGCGAGUAUUGCUGCAUUUGUGGGGUCUGACGCUGGAGAAGUGGGACUAAAUAGUGUGCUUGGUGGUGCUGUGUUUGUCACUUGCAUCGUUGCUGGUGCUGUUUCUUUAUGUGUUGCUGAGCAGGAUGUUCAGAUUGAUCGAAACUGCUUUAUUAGGGAUGUUACCUUUUUCAUCGUGGCUCUGUUAUCACUACUGGCCAUCUUGGUUUCUGGUAAAGUGGGGGUUGGAGGUGCUAUUGCAUUUCUGAUGAUAUAUGUGGUUUAUGCUUUUGUUGUUGCUGCUAAUGAGAUUUUGAGGAAAGAGGUGGAGAGGUUAAAAUUGGAUGCUGUCACACCGCUGCUUCCAGUAAGAGGAAGUAUAUUUUCUCAAGGAACCCAAGAAGAUGAGUCCAUUUACAACCCUUUACUUGAUUUCGAGACUGGAAGUGAUGGAAUUCAAUCACGUAGUACCUUACCCCAGUGGAUGUGGGCUUCCAAUGUAGCAAUAUAUUCUAACCAGUCACUGAAGGUGCUUGAUGAGGAUAGGCCUGUGUGGGGAUGGAAUGAUGAGGGCAUAGAGAUUGAAUACUCUUCGUUCUCCUGCUCUAAGCUAUGCUCCAUUCUGGAGUUGCCUUUGACUGUGCCAAGACGACUAACAAUACCUGCAGUUGAGGAGGAAAGGUGGUCGAAGUUCUAUGCAGUUGGCAAUGCUUCAUUGGCUCCAAUUCUUCUGGCAUGUCUUUGGAAUUCAGCAGACACUGCAAGUGGUCAAAGUGGGAAAGUUGCAUAUUUCCUUGGUGUUUCUUCUGGCUGUGUUCUUGGUAUUCUUGCCUGCAAGUAUACAAGGUCAGAACAUCCACCGCGGAAAUUUUUACUUCCAUGGGUUUUAGGGGGUUUUUUGAUGAGUAUUGUUUGGUUUUAUAUGAUUGCAAACGAGCUGGUUGCUCUUUUGGUAGGAUUAGGUGUUGUCCUGGGAGUUAACCCUUCAUUACUUGGGUUAACAGUAUUGGCAUGGGGUAAUUCUAUGGGUGAUUUGGUGUCAAAUGUUGCAUUGGCAAUAAAUGGAGGGGAUGGUGUACAGAUUGCCAUGUCUGGAUGUUACGCAGGUCCAAUGUUCAACACACUUAUCGGCUUGGGGUUCUCAAUGUUGCUAGGAGCUUGGUCAGAGAAACCCGGUUUAUUCAUAGUUCCAAUGGACAGGAGUUUGUAUUGCACGCUGGGGUUCCUUAUAUCAGGACUCUUAUGGGCACUGGUUGUUCUACCUAGGAAUGACAUGCACCCGAGCAGGAUGCUUGGAACAGGCCUUAUUACCAUAUAUUUGAUAUUUCUAUCGGUGAGGGUCUGCAGUGCUAUGGGAAUGUUUUCAUUGGGUGGAUUAAGUUGACAUUCUUGUUGCCUGUAGAACUGAGAAGAUAUAUUUGGCUAUUACUUUACGCUGAAGCUGAGAUUUUCAGGAUGGUGAAGUCCUUGUAAACUUGUUGCAUCUAGUCGCUCCCAGACUUUUUUCUUGUGGUGGGUAGUUAGGAUUAGCAGCUCCGCUAUGCUCUCUGAUAGAAUGCGCUGUAUUUGUUUUUGACUGCAGCUAACAUGGACACAAGCAAAUUGAAUUCCCACACUGUAGGCUAGCUUGGUAGAUUGCCUUUCAUUGUAGGUUGUUAAUGGUCACAUGGUCAUUGAAUUCCCUGAAUUUGUUAAUGGUCACAUGGUCAUUGAAUAUUUCCAUUCUCUAUUGGUGUACAAUCUGUUAAUAAGCAGGACAAGUGGUGUUAUAAACAAUAACAUUUGAACCUAU
This is a messenger RNA of Coffea eugenioides, 2808 nucleotides long. Its product is annotated as cation/calcium exchanger 3-like. Gene Ontology annotation, biological process: transmembrane transport; monoatomic cation transport. Gene Ontology annotation, molecular function: monoatomic cation transmembrane transporter activity. The record is from RefSeq and is a predicted model, not a curated record. The transcript has a single exon. Lineage: Eukaryota; Viridiplantae; Streptophyta; Magnoliopsida; Gentianales; Rubiaceae. Gene Ontology annotation, cellular component: membrane. The coding region runs from base 439 to 2400 and encodes 653 amino acids.